Silurus meridionalis is the source of this 1186-nucleotide messenger RNA. RefSeq names its product transmembrane protein 167A (gene tmem167a). NCBI's taxonomy places the organism in Eukaryota, Metazoa, Chordata, Actinopteri, Siluriformes, Siluridae. Gene Ontology annotation, biological process: intracellular transport; protein secretion. The record is from RefSeq and is a predicted model, not a curated record. The coding region runs from base 662 to 1033 and encodes 123 amino acids. The transcript has 6 exons.
AUUAAAAUCUAAAUAAAAUGUCAAUAAAAAGUUGGUAAUUAAUAGGCUGUAAAGAAACCAUUUCCUAAUUAAGAUUUGUCACAAGUGGAACUAUAGCAGGCAGCAAGAUGUUUUACAUUUACUUCUAAAUACAACAAAAAAUAUUGAAACAUCAAAGCCAAUUAUAUAUUUAUUUUUCUAUACACUGAAGACAUUUGGUUUAAAGUAAAAAAUCAAUAAAAAUCAGUAUAAAAGAUUAUUGAUCAGAAGUUCAGCCAUUUGGUGGCUGACUACCCAAUUUUUGGUGCACAAAAGUAUAGGAACAGAUGUUUUUAUAGUACAUCAAACUUUAUAUUUGAUCACAUAGCCCUUGCUUGCAAUAACUGCAUUAAAUCAGUGUCAUGACCAAAUGGUUGUUUUCUACAUUUGUAAUACUUUUUUUUCAAUUUAUCCACUAUAUUUUAUAUUAAGUCCUUCACUGUGUUAGCCUUGUGCUUUGUGCCAAUGUCUUGCUGCAUUAAGAAUUUCUUCCCAAUAAGAUUGGAUGCAAGUCUCUGUUAAUCGACAAACAGAAUGUUUAAGACUUCUGAAUUUAUUCUGCUUCUUCUUUUAAUUAUUGUGCCUAUUGCAGAAGCAGCCAUUCAAGUCCAAGCCAUGAGAUGACUUCCACCAAUAAGUUUGCAUGUUUUGGAUUAUGAACAGAGCCUUUCUUUCUCCAUACACUAGCCUUAUAAUCACUUCGAUCGGACAUUCAUUUGGAGAAGAUCUGGCACCUGUAGUUUCGCCAUUUCCUCCCUACACAGGAAGUGUGAGGUGGCCGAUUGACGCUAUCGAAAUGUCUGCCAUAUUCAAUUUCCAGAGUUUACUCACUGUAAUCUUGCUGCUAAUUUGCACCUGUGCAUACAUAAGAGCCCUAGCACCAAGUCUGCUCGAUAAGAACAAAACAGGAUUUCUUGGGAUAUUCUGGAAAUGUGCAAGAAUAGGUGAACGAAAAAGUCCUUAUGUGGCCUGUUGCUGUAUCAUCAUGGCUUUCAGCAUUUUAUUUUCAGAGUAGCUGCAGUCUAAAUAAAACUUUUGAACAGAAGCCUCCACACUUGCACAUAUGUAAUUUCAUUUGUUUUUUGCUUUGCUGGCCUUUUUAGUAAACAUUAAUUAAUGUAUGUUCAUGGUUGCUAAUAAAAUGUGUGGAAUUUUAGGAAGAAACUGA